Cetraspora pellucida is the source of this 1353-nucleotide messenger RNA. Lineage: Eukaryota; Fungi; Glomeromycota; Glomeromycetes; Diversisporales; Gigasporaceae. The record is from the annotation of a GenBank genome assembly.
AUGGCAAAUAAUUUAGAGAGUGGCGAUAAUUUAGUCUCUGCAACUUUGAGAACUAGAUUAAAUAACUUUGAAAUUUAUAUUUCUGAUCCAAUACGACACCUACCUUUAUACAUCAACAAUGCACAAUCAACUACAUUAAAAAAAAAGUUACAAGAUCAACUGAACGAAAAUACUACUCAAAUACAAUUAACUGCUGACUUAAGUACUGCUCUUGCAAAACGACGAUUAGAACUAGAAAGGCAAAUAAAAGAGUUAGAUAAAAUUGAAUAUAAUGACGUCCCUCAAGAAUUAAGAAAUAAAUUAACUGACCUUGAAAAAGAAGAUAGAUUUAUAUAUCAAAACUCUGCAAAGGUAGCAUUAGGGUUAAAUUUACCGAAUGUUUUUGUUCCAACGGUGCCUGCUGUAGAAAAGUCAACAACUUCAACUACGUCAUCAGGAAGAGCCUCAAAGCGUGAUCGUAUCACUACAAAAAGUCAAAUAGGUAUAGAGUUUGCUACAGAAAUAGGUCAAGGCUUAUUGCAAGAGGUUAGGCGUCUACAAGCUCUAUUACAUGAAAAAGAAGGAAUAACAAAAGAACUAGAGGUUGAAAAGGCUGAAUUAGAGCGUACCAUUGAACAACUUAAUAAAAACUUACGAGCACAUCAGGAAUCUAAAGUUUGGGCUCUGGAAUUAACUAAGUUAGAUCUUAAUGCUCAGUUAGAAGACUUACAGCAACAAAUUUCCAAAUCUCGUAGUGAUUACGCAAAGAUUGAAAAAGCACUCACAACCGCAACUGAUAUUAUAGAACAACUUAAAGAGAAAGAAAUAAAAUUAACUUCAGCACUCUCAACCGCAACUGAUGUUAUAGAACAGUUUAAAGAGAAAGAAGAAAGAUUAACUUCAAAUUUAAAAAUUCUAUUUGAAAAAGAUACAGGAAAAGAUCAUAAAACCAUCGACGAUUUAAAAUCUCAAUUGAAAUCUCUCUUAACAGUUUCUGGUUCAAAUAGUGUUUCAUAUAUGGAAAAUGAUAAAAUUCUUAACGGUGAUGACAAUGAUUCCAAAAUUUCUUUGGAAUUAUCUAACGAAAAUCCGAAUGUUGGAAUUAAAACCAUUAAUACACUUGAUGUUGCUAACUGUGUGAUUAAUAUCCUUUGCGACAUUCUUAAAAAGGAUGAAGUUCAUAAAUUAAAGAUGUUAGCUGAUAGUCAAGAACAAGAUCUAUUUGAGAUUAUGCAUAGUGAGGAAUGUUCUGAUGCCACUCCUAAAAAAGUCCAAAAAAUACAAGAUGGUUCAUCUACAACAUUUGAACUUUCUAAUGCCGCUAAAAAUAAUAAGAUUGAAAACGAUAGGAGUGAUGAAUGGGAAAUAAUUUAA